This is a messenger RNA of Lolium rigidum, 1347 nucleotides long. Its product is annotated as CBL-interacting protein kinase 5-like. Gene Ontology annotation, molecular function: protein kinase activity; ATP binding. NCBI's taxonomy places the organism in Eukaryota, Viridiplantae, Streptophyta, Magnoliopsida, Poales, Poaceae. The record is from RefSeq and is a predicted model, not a curated record. Bases 1 to 1347 code for a protein of 448 amino acids. Gene Ontology annotation, biological process: protein phosphorylation; signal transduction. The transcript has a single exon.
AUGGAGAAAGGCACCGUCCUGAUGAACCGGUACGAGCUCGGCCGCAUCCUGGGACAUGGAACUUUUGCAAAGGUGUAUCAUGCUAGGAGCCUUAUGACCGAUCACCACAGUGUCGCCAUCAAGGUCAUCGACAAGGAAAAAGUGUUGCGUGUCGGCAUGAUCGAGCAGAUCAAGCGGGAGAUCUCUAUCAUGCGGCUCGUCCGCCACCCCAACGUCGUCCAGCUGCACGAGGUGAUGGCCAGCAAGACCAAGAUAUACUUUGUCAUGGAAUAUGUCCGUGGAGGUGAGCUCUUCAGCAGGGUCGCCAAAGGCCGGCUCAAGGAGGAUGUGGCGAGAAAGUACUUCCAGCAGGUGAUCGGGGCCAUCGAUUUCUGCCACAGCCGUGGUGUGUACCACCGGGACCUCAAGCUGGAGAACCUACUCGUUGACGACACCGACAACGUCAAGGUUUCAGACUUUGGGCUCAGCGCCGUGAGGGAGUCUCAGAGGCCAGAUGGGCUGCUGCACACCACAUGCGGCACGCCUUCGUACGUCGCCCCAGAGAUCAUCGACAACAAGGGCUACGAUGGCGCCAAGGCAGAUGUGUGGUCUUGUGGAAUCAUACUGUUUGUUCUGCUCGCGGGCUACCUUCCAUUCUACGAUUCCAACCUGAUGGAGAUGUACAGGAAGAUAGGCAAAGGUGAAUACAAGACCCCUCACUGGUUCAGCGAUGAGGUCCGCAAGCUUCUGGCAACACUUCUUGAUCCAAACCCGGAGACCCGCAUCACCAUCGAGAAGCUAAUCGACCAUCCGUGGUUCAGGAAGGAGUAUAAACCAGCGGUGAUGCCGGCACAGCCACACAGCCCAAACAGCUUGAAAGACGUGCAGGUUGCUUUCAGCACCGACCACGAAGAUAGCAAGUGUGAGAAGGCAGAACAAUCAUCAAGCCCCAUGAAGCCAGCAAGCUUGAACGCGUUUGACAUCAUCUCCCUCUCCCAUGGAUUUGAUCUUUCGGGCCUGCUGGAGAUGGAGCAAAAGCAGAAGGUGCAUGAGCUCUUCAUAACAAAGAAGCCAGCUUCAGCAAUUGUAUCCAAGCUGGAGGAGAUUGCUGAGACAGAGCACUUCAAUGUGAAGAAACAAGAUGGGGUAGUGAAGCUGCAGGGGUCCAAGGAAGGGAGGAAGGGGCAACUCACCAUCGAUGCGGAGAUAUUUGAGGUCGCGUCAUCCUGCUACGUCGUCGAGGUGACCAAGGCAGCAGGGGACACCUUAGAGUACCAAUCAUUCUGCAACAAGGACCUAAGGCCUUCCCUCAAGGACAUCUGCUGGACCUCGCCGUCAGAGGAUCAGCUCCAAUCUGUAUCCGAGUAG